Drosophila santomea is the source of this 525-nucleotide messenger RNA. RefSeq lists its product as uncharacterized. The transcript has 2 exons. NCBI's taxonomy places the organism in Eukaryota, Metazoa, Arthropoda, Insecta, Diptera, Drosophilidae. The coding region runs from base 1 to 525 and encodes 174 amino acids. The record is from RefSeq and is a predicted model, not a curated record.
AUGGUUCGUUCAUUCAUGGAGAUGGACAGCAUUCAGCCUAACCGGGCCCUCCUGGAAGCCAGCGAUCCCACAGAGCGUCAUUUUGCUGCCACACACAAGCGCUCGACGGACGGGGCCAUCAAUCGCUUCUUCUCGCUGGAACGCAAAUUUCGUCGGUAUCCAGAAUUGAAGCAGCAGUACGAAGCUUUCCUGGACGACUACUUGCAACGUGGACAUAUGGAACAACUGACCUCGGCUCAGGUUGAGGAGUCCCCAGACACCUGCUUCUAUUUGCCGCACCACGCUGUCAUCAAACUGGACAGUCUGACUACCAUAUGUCGUGUAGUUUUUGAUGGAUCAGGAAAGGACAGCUCUGGAGUAUCGCUCAAUGACAGACUACAUAUUGGUCCACCGAUUCAACGCGAUCUUCUUGGCGUUUGUCUACGCUUCCGGCAGCACCAAUAUGUUUUAUGCGCAGAUGUCGAAAAGAUGUUUCGAGGCAUUAAAAUCUUCAAGCCGCACACCAAUUUUCAGCGCAUUGUUUGA